AAACCAGUAAAAGUCAAGGGUUUAUGCAAUCUACGAUUUCCCAAUUAAUUAACUCGCAUUUUCAUCUUCAUUUCAAUUUUAUCUCUGAAUCGAAUCGAUUAUUUGGUCUAAACAAUGGAAGAAGAUUCUCAGAACAAUAGCACCAAUACAAGCCAUUUACUCGGUUCUGUUCCGGCUGUAAUUGCUGAUGCAAAAAAUGUGAAUGCUUCAAAUAAUCAAGUCCCUUAUGCAAAUAUGCAAACAUUCCCUCCCAAUAGUGGAGGAGGAAGCAGAGAACAGGGAUAUCAAACUCUCGGAACUCCAACUGAAACUUUUGGGGAACAGGCAGCUAAUAACUGGCAGGGAUUUUUUAGUGUCUCGUCCUACACACAGUAUUUCAAUGUGGAUACAGAUGUUGUCGUGAACAGAUUGAUAAGUUCCUUGAAUCCAGUCGGUGAUGACUUUUUUGCAAAGAUAGAUGCUAACCCUGAUUUGUAUGGGCUUAUAUGGAUCUCAACAACAUUGGUUUUUGUACUUACCUUACUUGGAAAUCUUGCAACCUACCUUAUGCAAAAACAUAUAGAUGACAAGACUUCGUGGAAAUUUGAUGUUAACUUUGUGAAUACGGCUGCAUGGUCUAUUUAUGGCUAUGUGAUAGUUGUUCCAUUGGCAUACUACUUCUUCCUUCAGUAUAUGGGUUCAAAUGCUAACCUUGUAAGGUUUUGGUGCAUGUGGGGGUAUUCCCUCACCAUUUUCAUCCUGUCCUCUUUUCUAUUGCUUAUUCCAUUUGAGAUUUUUCGGUGGAUUAUAAUAAUCCUUACCGGCGUUGCCUCAGCUAGCUUUGUUGCUUUGAACCUAAGAUCCUUUAUAGGAAACGAUCUUUCAGUGUCCAUAAUUGCAGCAUUUGUCUUGCAAAUAGCUUUGGCAGUCUUCAUCAAAGUUCAGUUCUUCGAAUAAUUAAUUUAAAGCGUUUCAGUAGUAAAAAUAAAACCCAAGCCACCAUCAUCACUACCUCACUUCACUGGCUAACUGUCUGCAGCAAAAAUGGUUUUUUUUUUUUUUUUUUUGUUAGAUGGAUGCAAGAAGAGUUAACAAAGUAAUGUGAUAGAUUGUGCUCCCUGUAUCAGCUUGGUCUGAAUUUGGCCAAAACAAUGUGAACGACUGAUAUUUGGGAAGGUGAAGUACAAAGAUUGGUGCAAUAUUUGAGCUCCCUCCACAAUUAUGUAAAUAUCAGACCUUGCAUUUUGCAGCUUUUCUGUAAGUGAAGAUGUGAUAUGUCACCCCACAUGCUAUACCAUGAUACCCCCAGUGGAGCAGGAAAAUAUAAUGCAAAGAAUCUGUGCGAGGGAGCUUCUAUGUCACGAUAAUGUAUAUGGGAUAUCCAGUAUGCCAAGGAAGGGGAUGUGUUCUUGUUUGCUUCUAUUUUGCUAUGAGUGUGUCAGUAUCUUCUAACAAUUACUUGGUAGUAAUAAGUAAUAAUAUUUAGUCAGAAA
This is a messenger RNA of Trifolium pratense (red clover), 1472 nucleotides long. Its product is annotated as protein YIPF1 homolog. The record is from RefSeq and is a predicted model, not a curated record. Gene Ontology annotation, cellular component: membrane; Golgi apparatus. Lineage: Eukaryota; Viridiplantae; Streptophyta; Magnoliopsida; Fabales; Fabaceae. Bases 115 to 936 code for a protein of 273 amino acids. The transcript has 6 exons. Gene Ontology annotation, biological process: vesicle-mediated transport. Gene Ontology annotation, molecular function: small GTPase binding.